UGGGUUACUGGAAGUAGAGAGAUCUGGAGAAAAGGCAGCCCUACAGCUAUAACAGAGGGCAGAGGUUAAAUAUUUUGACAUAUUUGCCAUAAGAAUGGUCACUCCACACCCUCUCCCUGAAGGCUUCACUGAAAUAGAGGUGUUUGCCCUGGGCACUGCCCUGCUGGUAGAAGCCCUGCUUGGUUUCUGUCUGAAUGGCUUGACAAUUCUCUCCUUCCGAAAAAUCAAAGAACUCCGAACACCCAGCAACCUGCUGGUUGUCAGCGUUGCGCUGGCUGACUGUGGGAUCUGCAUCAAUGCAUUCAUCGCUGCCUUCUCCAGCUUCCUAAGAUACUGGCCCUAUGGCUCUCAGGGCUGUCAAAUUCAUGGAUUCUGUGGCUUCCUGACAGCACUAGCCAGCAUUAACUGCAGCGCUGCAGUCGCCUGGGACCGAUACCAUCACUACUGUACAAGGAGCAGGUUGCAGUGGAGCACGGUCAUCUCCAUGAUAGUGUUUGCAUGGCUGUUUGCUGCCUUUUGGGCCGUGAUGCCCUUACUGGGGUGGGGGGAAUAUGACUACGAACCCCUCCGAACCUGCUGCACCCUGGACUACAGCAAAGGGGACAGAAACUAUGCCACAUACCUUUUUUCUAUGGCUACUUUCAAUUUCCUGGUCCCGGGCUUCAUCAUGCUGACGGCCUAUCAGUCCAUACACCAAAAGUUCAGGAAAAGUGGGAACUAUAAGUUUAAUACUGGUUUACCAUUGAAGACACUGUUCAUUUGCUGGGGUCCCUAUUGCCUUUUAUGCUCCUACGCAGCAGUGGAAGACGUGAUGUUCAUUCCAGCGAAAUACCGCAUGAUUCCUGCCCUUGUUGCCAAGGCUGCGCCAACGGUGGAUGCCUUUGUAUAUGCCCUGGGAAAUGAGAACUACAGAGGAGGAAUAUGGCAGUUCCUCACAGGACAGAAGAUUGAGAAACCAGAGGUUGAUAACAAAACUAAAUAACCCAUUAUGGCAUUAAGCAAAAUUAUUGCAGGUACAUCAGUGAAAGCAAAAUGCUAGAGAAAACUGUGUGCAUUCUCUGAUAUGUAUGUGCAAAGGUGGUUCCACAUUGGAAAGGCUGUGUAUUGGCUACAAACAAUGAAGCACAAAAAGAAAGCCCUCCAGAUAACUGUCCAAACCAUCAGGAGCUGCUUGUCAAACAA
This is a messenger RNA of Corapipo altera (White-ruffed manakin), 1182 nucleotides long. It is a transcript of the gene RGR, whose product is annotated as retinal G protein coupled receptor. Bases 95 to 982 code for a protein of 295 amino acids. The transcript is spliced from 7 exons. Gene Ontology annotation, molecular function: G protein-coupled receptor activity. Gene Ontology annotation, biological process: visual perception; phototransduction; G protein-coupled receptor signaling pathway. Lineage: Eukaryota; Metazoa; Chordata; Aves; Passeriformes; Pipridae. Gene Ontology annotation, cellular component: membrane. The record is from RefSeq and is a predicted model, not a curated record.